Scomber japonicus (chub mackerel) is the source of this 1167-nucleotide messenger RNA. RefSeq names its product NADH:ubiquinone oxidoreductase complex assembly factor 5 (gene ndufaf5). Gene Ontology annotation, biological process: mitochondrial respiratory chain complex I assembly. Gene Ontology annotation, cellular component: mitochondrion. The record is from RefSeq and is a predicted model, not a curated record. NCBI's taxonomy places the organism in Eukaryota, Metazoa, Chordata, Actinopteri, Scombriformes, Scombridae. The transcript is spliced from 11 exons. The coding region runs from base 1 to 1101 and encodes 366 amino acids. Gene Ontology annotation, molecular function: S-adenosylmethionine-dependent methyltransferase activity.
AUGAGCAGCAGAGUGUGUGGCAGAGUCCUGCAGAGGCUGCAGACCAGCAGCUCUGCUCCUGCAGCUGCUGCAGUCUGGAGGAGCUGCAGACUGCAUGCAUGGCCGAGCUGUCGACUGCAUGCAUGGCCGAGCUGUCGACUGCAUGCAUGGCCGAGCUGUCAGCCUCACAGAGGAAUGAAUAACUCCAGCAGAGGAACCAUGAAUGUGUUUGAUCGGACCAUGAAGAGGAAGCAGAAGAACUGGGCAGCAGCUCUGCAGGACGGCCAACAGUUUGACUACCUGAGAGACGAGGUCGGCAGUCAGGUGGCUGAUCGGGUUUACGACGUUGCUCGCACGUUUCCUCUGGCGUUGGACAUCGGGGGGGGAAAGAGUCACAUCGCUGAGCAUUUAAGCAAAGAAGUUGUGGAGCGUUUGUUCCUGACAGACAUCUCAGAGACGACUCUGAAACACAGAAGACCGAGCGAGAUCCCGACACAGUGCUUCCUGGCUGACGAGGAGUUUUUACCUUUUCCAGAGAACACAUUCGACCUGGUGAUGAGCAGCUUGAGUCUGCACUGGAUUAAUGAUUUACCUGGAGCUCUGAGACAGAUCCAUCAGGUGCUGAAGCCGGACGGCGUGUUUAUCGGAGCGAUGGUUGGCGGGGAAACGCUGUACGAGCUGCGCUGUUCCCUCCAGCUGGCUGAGACGGAGAGGGAAGGAGGGUUUUCCCCCCACGUCUCCCCCUACACUGCCGUCACCGACCUGGGCAACCUGCUGGGCCAGUCCGGCUUCACCCUGCUCACUGUGGAUGUUGAUGAAGUUCAGGUUCACUAUCCAGGAAUCAUUGAAGUCAUGACCGACUUACAAGGUAUGGGCGAGAGUAACUGUGCUUGGAACCGGAGGUCACUGUUGCACAGAGACACCAUAUUAGCAGCAGCAGCUAUUUAUAAAGAGAUGUAUGGAAACAAGGACGGGUCCAUCCCUGCCACCUUUGAGAUCCUCUACAUGAUUGGCUGGAAGCCUCAUGAAUCACAGGCCAAACCAGCGAAGCGAGGCUCAGCCACUGUGUCGUUUGGAGAUUUGUCAAACAUCAGUCAGCCAACCAACACAAAGAAGUCAUAGAAACAUCUGAACCACUGAUCAGCUGACACACUGAAGAUUGUAAAUACUAUAUUUUAUUUAAACACC